This is a messenger RNA of Elephantulus edwardii (Cape elephant shrew), 930 nucleotides long. Its product is annotated as zinc finger protein 678-like. The record is from RefSeq and is a predicted model, not a curated record. NCBI's taxonomy places the organism in Eukaryota, Metazoa, Chordata, Mammalia, Macroscelidea, Macroscelididae. Gene Ontology annotation, biological process: regulation of transcription by RNA polymerase II. Gene Ontology annotation, molecular function: RNA polymerase II cis-regulatory region sequence-specific DNA binding; DNA-binding transcription factor activity. The coding region runs from base 1 to 930 and encodes 309 amino acids. The transcript is spliced from 5 exons.
AUGAAGCGAGCUCGUUCCCUGCCACCGGAUCGUAGCAACAGCAGCCACAAGCAUCUCAAAGUGGUAGACUUUGUAAAGGCACCGUUGUUUCUGGAGGACGUAGUCAUCCUCUUCAGCCGGGAAGAGUGGGCUUUGCUCAGUGUCGCUCAGAAGAAACUCUACAGGGACGUGAUGAUGGAAUCCUUGAGACACCUGGACUUCAUAGGCCAGCUCCUGGCACAUGGCAGGGUUCACACAGGAGAGAGACCCUACGAGUGCAAGGACUGUGGCAAAGCCUUCACUCGGGCAGCUGUUCUCGCCGUCCAUACAAGAAUUCACACCGGGGAGAGACCUUAUCCGUGUGAGGACUGUGGGAGGACAUUCACUCAGUGGGGUCACCUCAGCGUGCAUCGUCGCAUUCACACGGGGGAGAGGCUUUACGGCUGCGAGGCGUGUGGCAAGACCUUUACCCGCUCAGCUCUCCUCGCCGUGCACAGAAGGACCCAUACGGGAGAGAGACCCUACGCGUGUGAGCAGUGUGGCCAGACCUUUACGCAGUCACGUCGUCUCGUUGCUCAUCGAAGAAUUCACAGCGGAGAGAGGCCCUACGCAUGUGAGCACUGCGGCAAAACCUUCCGAGAAUCAGCUACAAGAAGUCACACGGGAGAAAGGCCCUACGCGUGUGCGGAAUGUGGGAAAACCUUCAAGGACCGCGCCGUCCUCCGUACACAUAGAGUUAUCCACUCGGGAGAGAGGCCGUAUGGAUGCAAGGCCUGCGGGAAAACGUUCCUUCGAUGUCGAGACCUCACGUCCCAUACACGAAUUCACACGGGAGAGAGACCUUACAAAUGCCUCUACCCUGCAGGCACGCUGCAUGAAGGGAAGGAAUACACGAGGGUCUUCACUGCACCCUCCAGGCCUUCCUUCACGCUCAGGAGCACAAACAACUAA